CUGCUUGGUUUGCGAGUGUAUUGUGUGCUUGUACAGUGUCCGUGUCCGUGUGGUUUGAAUGUAUGUGCCACAGUGCCGAUCGUGUGUAUCGUAUGUAUUACCACCACCAGUCUUCAUGCUCAGUCGUGUGUCCGGCAUUGUCCUUUGCGCAUCGUUUAUCGUUCGUGUUAUCCAUCGUUGUGUGAGCGUCUUUUCGUUGUAGAAUAGAGAACAAAAAUGCGUGAAGUAAUCUCGAUACAGGUAGGCCAGGCAGGAUGCCAGAUUGGGAACGCUUGCUGGCAGCUGUUCACCACCGAGCACGGCAUACAGCCGGACGGGCUGAUGGCACCUAACCAAGCAGUGGAGGAAAACAUGGCCGCCUUCUUUCAAGACACACGCUCCGGCCGGGUGGUGCCGCGCAGCAUCUUCAUCGAUCUGGAGGAGUCGGUGAUCGACGACAUCCGGAACAGCUCGUACAAGCAGCUGUACCAUCCCGAGUACAUGAUCAUGGGCAAGGAGGACGCGGCGAACAACUUUGCCCGCGGGCACUACACCGUCGGCAAGCAGAUCAUCGACCGGGUCGGCAACACGAUACGUAAGCUGUCGGAGCAGUGCGACGGGCUGCAGGGCUUUCUGCUGUUCCACUCGUUCGGCGGCGGCACCGGGUCCGGGUUUACCUCGCUGCUGCUCGACCAGAUCGUGAUGGACUAUGCGAAGAAGUGCAAGCUACAGUUCGCCGUCUACCCGUCGCCCAAGAUCUCGACCGCCGUGGUCGAACCGUACAACGCGGUACUGUGCACGCACGGCACGAUGAACACGUCCGACUGCUGCUUCAUCAUGGACAACGAGGCGACGUACGAGAUCUGCUCGAAAACGCUGCAGAUCGAUCGGCCGCACUACACCGACCUGAACGCGCUCGUGGCGCAGGUCGUGUCGUCGGCCACCGCCUCGCUCCGCUUCAAAGGCACGAUGAACGUGGACCUGAACGAGUUCCAGACGAACCUGGUGCCGUUCCCGCGCGUCCACUAUCCGCUCGUGUCGUACGCACCGCUCGUCUCCGCCUCGAAAGCGUCGCACGAGAGCAGCUCGGUGGCGGAGAUUGCGAGCGCGUGCUUCACCGCGGACAACACGAUGGUCAAGUGUGACCCGCGGCACGGCAAGUACAUGGCGUGCUGCAUGCUGUUCCGGGGCGACGUCGUGCCGAAGGACACGAACGAGGCGGUGGCAGCGAUCAAGAAGAAGCGCCACAUCAGCUUCGUCGACUGGUGCCCGACCGGGUUCAAGAUCGGCAUCAACCAGCAGGCCCCGUCCGUGCUGCCGGGCAGCGAGCUGGCCAAACCAAAGCGGGCCGUCUGCAUGCUCUCCAACUCGACCGCCAUCUCGGAGGCGUGGGCCCGGCUGAACCAGAAGUACGACCUGAUGUACAAGAAGCGCGCGUUCGUGCACUGGUACGUCGGGGAGGGCAUGGAGGAGGGCGAGUUUUCGGAGGCGCGCGAGGACUUGGCGUGCCUCGAGCGGGACUACGAGGAGGUGGCGGGCGAUACGGUCGCGUCCGGGGAGGAGUAUUACGAUGAUGAUGAGUAUUAGUCGGCGCGGCAAGGCGCCGCGGUUGAUUGAGAACGUUGAACGUUACGGGGGAAGACGGCUUUUAAUAAAAUAAGAAUAAUUUUUGAACUAUU
Molecule: messenger RNA, 1658 nt
Organism: Anopheles arabiensis
Lineage: Eukaryota; Metazoa; Arthropoda; Insecta; Diptera; Culicidae
Product: tubulin alpha-8 chain-like
Exons: 2
Coding region: 217-1566 (449 amino acids)
Biological process (GO): microtubule cytoskeleton organization; mitotic cell cycle
Cellular component (GO): microtubule; cytoplasm
Molecular function (GO): structural constituent of cytoskeleton; GTP binding
Source: RefSeq, a predicted model, not a curated record